CCCAGAUUCUAUUGAACUUUUUUGGUCCUUAAUUCCAAUUAUUAUUCCAAUUAUUAUCCAGCUCUACCACCUUUACAAUCACAAACAUACAAAGGUCAUAUUUUUCCGACAGGUAGUGUUUCCAUUCAAUAGCUACACAUCCGUCAAUCAACCCAGAUUACCUGCGAACUCUACUCGCAAUGGCGCCGACAUCCAAACCCAAGCUCGACGUCGCCGUCACCAAACCCACACCCUACACCUUCGACCUCGGCCUCCUCCUCGCCAACGACCCCAACCCCCUCUCCACCUCCACCCCCAGCGCCGACGCACCCACCGACAGCAUCUCCCCCUCCGCGCUCGAAGCCCAGCUCGCCGCCACCGCCCGCGACGGCGCCCAAGCGCUGAUAAACCAGAUGCUAUCCACGCUCCCCCUCUCCGCCACCCAAGCCGGCGUCCUGCUCUCGCUCCCCGCCAUCACCACGCCCUUACCCCGCGAGAAGCCUCUGCCGACGCUCAAGGCGCCCACGAAGUGGGAGCAGUUCGCGGCGCGCAAGGGCAUCAAGCCGAAGACGCGGGAGCAGCGGCACGCCAAGUCGUCGCAGUACAACGAGGACACGGGCGAGUGGGAGCGCACGUGGGGGUACGACAAGGGCGGCGUCCGCAAGCGCAAGGAGGAAGGCGCCGUCCAGCGCGACUGGCUCGUCGAGGUCGACGAGGACAAGGAGCGCGAGGAGAAGGCCGCCAAGCUCAAGCUCAGGAACAAGAACAAGAAGAGAAAGGCUUGAGCUGGAUCUGCAUCGGCAUCGGCAUCUGCAACAGUAUAAUAACUAUGGACCAAACAAAAACAAAAUGGGGCGGGGUUGCUUAUAUAUCUCGACGACUUUCUACUACAUGUGUGGUGUGGACAUAUCGCCAACUCGAUACGAAUGGGGGGGGUUUUAUACUAUUUCUUGGGCAAACGCUUUUGAGUGUCACUCGGGGGGUUUCAUUAUGAGAAUGGACUAUUGGCUUCAUCUAUAGUACAUGUGUGAUAUGCCAACUACCUCACUAUCAGUAGAGGUAGUUGUCAAGAAGUUUUUAAGGGGCACUUAUUGAUACCCAUACAUUAUGAAUCACAAUAGACACAAGGCAGGCGUUAGGUUGGGGG
This is a messenger RNA of Hypoxylon fragiforme, 1126 nucleotides long. RefSeq names its product ribosomal biogenesis regulatory protein. The record is from RefSeq and is a predicted model, not a curated record. NCBI's taxonomy places the organism in Eukaryota, Fungi, Ascomycota, Sordariomycetes, Xylariales, Hypoxylaceae. Gene Ontology annotation, cellular component: preribosome, large subunit precursor; nucleolus; nucleus. The transcript has a single exon. Gene Ontology annotation, molecular function: protein binding. Bases 180 to 764 code for a protein of 194 amino acids. Gene Ontology annotation, biological process: ribosomal large subunit export from nucleus; ribosome biogenesis; endonucleolytic cleavage in ITS1 to separate SSU-rRNA from 5.8S rRNA and LSU-rRNA from tricistronic rRNA transcript (SSU-rRNA, 5.8S rRNA, LSU-rRNA).